Helobdella robusta is the source of this 1146-nucleotide messenger RNA. RefSeq lists its product as hypothetical. Gene Ontology annotation, molecular function: structural molecule activity. Gene Ontology annotation, cellular component: cytosol; nucleus; proteasome regulatory particle, lid subcomplex. The coding region runs from base 1 to 1146 and encodes 381 amino acids. The transcript has 13 exons. Gene Ontology annotation, biological process: ubiquitin-dependent protein catabolic process. Lineage: Eukaryota; Metazoa; Annelida; Clitellata; Rhynchobdellida; Glossiphoniidae. The record is from RefSeq and is a predicted model, not a curated record.
AUGGCGUCGAGAAAUAUUGCCGGUUAUUUUCGCGAUCAGCAAAAAAAAUGUCAGGAUCAUGCAGAUUUGUGUCAGGAGUGGAGUCUCCUCGAGGAAUUAUACAAUAAAAAAUUGUGGCAUCAGUUAACACUGAGAGUUUUACAGUUUUCAAAGCAUCCUUAUUUUUCAGAAAAUGAUAAUUUAAUACAAUUUUAUCAAAACUUCAUCAUUGACUUUGAACAUAGAAUCAAUCCAUUGGCUCUAAUGGAAAUUGUAAUUGGUGUGGUUAAACAGAUGAAAGAUUUUCAAGAAGCAUUGAAGUUUCUAGAAAAAAUAAAAGAAAAUAUAAAAUCGAGUGAAGAAGCACUGAUUUUAUGCCUUACAGCAAUUGGCAACAUUUAUUUGCAGUUGAAUAAUCUCGAUGAAACAAAGAAAAUAAUAAAAGAAGCAGACAAAAAAGUGAAUGACUUGGACGGAGUGACACCAGUGCACCAAAGGUUUUAUGAGUUGUCCAGCAGCUACUACAAGUUGACUGUUGAUUAUGCCAGCUACUAUAGAGAUUCACUCAGAUAUCUGGGAUGUGUUGAUAUCAAAGAUAUACCAAAUCAUGAACUCUUGGACAGAGCUUUCAGUCUUUGUUUGGCAGCAAUAUUAGGAAAGAAUGUCUAUAAUUUUGGCGAGUUGCUAGCUCAUCCUGUCUUGAACUGCCUACAAAACACCAACCAGAAGUGGUUGAUGGACCUCUUGUAUGCCUUCAACAGUGGAGACCUCAAUAAGUUCUAUGAACUCCAACCUCUAUGGAAACAGCAGAAAGACUUGGAGACAAAUGUUUCUUCAAUGCUGCAGAAGAUAAUGUUGUUAUGUCUCAUGGAGAUGACCUUUAAGAGACCAGCCAACCACAGGCAGCUAACGUUUGAGGAAAUAUCUAAAGAAACCAAAAAGCCUAUAGAAGAGGUUGAACUGCUUGUGAUGAAGGCACUAUCAUUGAAGCUGGUAGAAGGAUUGAUUGAUGGCGUUGAACAGAAGGUACACAUGAGUUGGGUUCAACCAAGAGUACUUGACAAGCAGCAAAUCACUGGCUUGCAAGAUCGAAUGAAAACAUGGUUUCAAGAAGUUAACGUCAUGGAGACCUUAGUUGAACAGCAGGCCCAGGAAAUUCUCACAUGA